Molecule: messenger RNA, 1350 nt
Organism: Stylophora pistillata
Lineage: Eukaryota; Metazoa; Cnidaria; Anthozoa; Scleractinia; Pocilloporidae
Source: RefSeq, a predicted model, not a curated record
AUGACAGUGGUGACGAGGAUAAAGUCGUUGGAGACCGUCGAAAAUAUGACUGCUAUCGGGAAGAUAGAAAGUUUUGAUGAAACAGAGGAGAAAUGGGAAACCUAUGUAGAAUGGGUGGAACAGUUUUUCUUAGCAAACAACAUUGAUGAAGACCACCGAGUGCCAACCUUGUUGAGCUUGAUCGGUAGUAAAACGUACACAUUGUUGAGAGAUCCUCUUACACCAGAUAAACCAGCUACGAAGAGCUUCCAGGAGAUCGUCACGACUCUUCAGCAACACUUCAAUCUUAAACCAUUAGAAAUAGCGGAGCGUUUUCGUUUCUACAAACGGAUUCAGCGUGAAGAAGAAACUCUCUUGACCUAUGUAGCAGACCUGAAGAAAUUAGCAACCCACUGUAGCUUUGGGGCCAACCUUAACGAAGCUUUACGAAAUAAACUGGUUUGUGGCCUUAGAAAUGUGCAGAUACAAAAACGUUUGGAUUCAGAAGCCAAACUCAAAUAUUCCAAGGCUUUGGAAAUAGCAACGGCUAUUCGUGAUGCUGCGGAAUUACAAAUUGAGCUUCAAUCAGAACCUCGAGUUGGCAAGAUCUCAGAUAACCACACACAAGCGCCAUCGCCGAACCCCACCACUAAAGUUUGCUAUCGAUGUUGGGGAGACUCGCAGGCAACGCACAAUUGCAGAUUCAAGGACCAAAUAUGUUAUCAUCGUGGGAAGGUUGGCCAUAUUUCAAGAGCUUGUCGCUCGAAACAACAAGGUAAGCCAAAACAACCACCGAAACCACCGCUUAACACUCAAGUCCAUUCUAUUGAGUACAGUGAGAGCGAUGAAUUUGAAAAUGUAUUAGGAAGAAUAAAGAUACACAAUGUAACCAAACCGAGCAGUACUGUAAUCUGGAUCGAUCUAAAAGUGGAAGACAAACUUGGAACGUUCAAAUCAGCUAAAGCAAAGCUAACCCUUAAAGAAGAUAUCCAAGCCCAUUUCUGCAAACCUGGUGCUGUGCCCUAUGCCUUAAGGCCUAAAGUUGAAGAAGAGCUAAGAAGACUUCAGAAUGAAGGAAUUGUCACGAAAGUUCAGUGGAGCGAGUGGGCAACACCCAUUGGACCCGUCCCAAAGAGAGAUGGAUCUGUCAGGCUAUGUGGUGAUUACAAGGGCACGGUAAACCCAGAACUACAGGCUGAACAAUAUCCCUUACCCUGCAUCGAAGAUAUCUUUGCAAAGCUUGCUGGUGGACAGAAAUUCUCAAAGAUUGAUCUACGCCAGGCAUACCACCAACUAGAGAUGGAAGAAGAUUCCAGAAAAUAUCUCACCAUCAACACACACACAUGGGGUUGUUCUAGUACGGUAGAUUAG